Molecule: messenger RNA, 613 nt
Organism: Leguminivora glycinivorella
Lineage: Eukaryota; Metazoa; Arthropoda; Insecta; Lepidoptera; Tortricidae
Exons: 2
Coding region: 81-521 (146 amino acids)
Source: RefSeq, a predicted model, not a curated record
AAAAUUCCGUGCGGUCACAGCGACUGGUGUCUCACAGGGAAUAGGAAAAUAUUGAAUAUCCUCAAUAAAAUUAUACCAGAAUGUUCCAGAAAGUCUUGAUCCUCUCCAUCAGAACUAUGAUGGUUCUCAUCAGCCUCACCCAGUCUUCGGGCGAGGCCUUAAUCACACCCGAUUACACCCAAACGACAUCACACGAAGCCUUAGUUACACCUAAUCACACCCAAAGGACGACACACGAAGCCUUGGUUACACCGACUCGCACCCAAAUUAAGGCAGGAGAAGACUCAGUCACAUCUAGUCACACCCAAAUGAAGACAGGCAAAGUCAUCUCACCUAGCCACACCCAAUCGAUGACCGUCGAGACUUUACUCUUCAUCUCAAAUCUAGUGCUCUCUCCCUACCUGUCCACGGAUCCCAAUGAAGCUGGCAACAUUUAUGGACCUUAUGACGUCUGCCCAGCAGAGAAACCUGUCAAACGUGCGAUUAAGAACACAAAUAAAUAUAUUUGCACGAGAAAGUAGCGUAGCUGUAAAUAAAGGGUGUUAUUUUCUAAUAUACAGGUUGAAAUAAAAAGGACGUUCAAACUUUGCUUAGUGACUUUUGAGGUCAUAAU